AUGAGUGGCAAUAAAGUGAUCAGAAAAGACACAUUAGUUUUGGUGACAAACAAAUGCCAACAGAUUCUGUUGGGACUCAAGAAGCGUGGCUUUGGUGUGAAUAAGUGGAACGGAUUCGGGGGUAAAGUCGAGGCGAAUGAGUCAAUCGAAGACGCGGCCAAACGUGAACUUCUGGAGGAAUGCAAUCUGGAGUGCAAUCGUUUGGAGAAAAUCGGUAUUUUGAGCUUUGAGUUCGUGUCGGACCCGACAGCCCCUCAACACCUGGAGAUACAUGUCUUCCACACACAGGACGUGUCGGGAGAAGUGCGAGAAUCGGACGAGAUGAAACCCAAAUGGUUUGCCAUCCAAGACAUACCAUUUAAGGACAUGUGGGCCGACGACCCCCUCUGGUUCCCAAUUUGGCUGAAGGGCUCCCGAUUCAGAGGAUUCUUCAGAUUCAGUGGUCAGUCCACUAUCACUGACUACACUCUCCAAGAGAUCAGCAAAGACUCUAAACUCGAAGCCAUUCAAUACUAA
Messenger RNA from Oppiella nova, 516 nucleotides. Lineage: Eukaryota; Metazoa; Arthropoda; Arachnida; Sarcoptiformes; Oppiidae. The record is from the annotation of a GenBank genome assembly.